Messenger RNA from Podarcis raffonei (Aeolian wall lizard), 2963 nucleotides. Its product is annotated as solute carrier family 22 member 13-like. Bases 74 to 1711 code for a protein of 545 amino acids. Lineage: Eukaryota; Metazoa; Chordata; Lepidosauria; Squamata; Lacertidae. Gene Ontology annotation, biological process: transmembrane transport. Gene Ontology annotation, molecular function: transmembrane transporter activity. The record is from RefSeq and is a predicted model, not a curated record. Gene Ontology annotation, cellular component: membrane. The transcript is spliced from 10 exons.
UCCAGAGGCUAGGUGAAAAAGGUCUUUGGGGGAGAUUGCAGUCACAGAAGGGAAGGGUAGAAAGAAGCUAGCAAUGUCUGACACUGGGGAAAUCAUCAAAACUCUUGGAGACUUUGGGCGUUUCCAAUGGCAGUUGUUGGUGCUCGUGACUCUAACCUCGCCAAGCCUCGCCUUCCAUAUGUUUUCCCAGUUAUUCAUGGUCCUGGAGGAGCCCCAUCAUUGCAACACAAGCUGGUUCAAUGCCAUCGGCUUGAACCUGACUGAAGAGGAACGGCUGAACUUGACCCUUCCCAAAAAGCCCGAUGGGACAUUUGAAGAAUGUCUCAUGUACACUCCAGUGGACUGGGAUCUCGAUGCCAUCCUGCAAUAUGGACUUAAUUCUACCGAAACGUGUCGGCAUGGGUGGGUUUAUCCUUCAAACCAAGAGUCUUCCUUGCUCACACAGUUUGACCUGGUAUGUGACUGGGAAGAUUUAAACGACAUCUCGCAAUCUAUUUACAUGCUGGGCCUUCUCGCUGGAGCGCUGGUGUCUGGUCUGUUAAGUGACCGGUUUGGUCGGCGGCCAAGUCUUCUGUUGUCCAUGCUCAUCGAAGGCGUGUUUGGGGUUGCUAUGGCCUUUGCUCCCAAUUUCUACCUCUACAUUGCGUUCCGAUUUCUUGUGGGUGCUUCUGUUUCCGGAGUCGUGAUAAGCAGUUUAGCUUUAGCUACAGAAUGGGUUGGAAUUGUCUACCGUCCACAUACGGUGAUUAUCAGCCAUGCAGCCUUUUCCGUGGGGCAGAUGAUCCUGGCUGGCCUGGCUUAUGCCUUUCGCGACUGGAGGACGCUGCAGCUUGCUGGAUCUGCUCCAGUUUUUGCCCUCUUCUUCUACCUGUGGAUCCUUCCUGAAUCUGCUCGGUGGCUGGUGACCAAAGGAAAAACAGAAGAAGCCAAGAAGCUUCUCCAGAAGGCAUCUUCUGUCAACAAGCGAGCCAUCCCACUGAAGUUGUUAGAUGAGCUGAAACCUGAAAAGACCAUGUCUGCAGGCAUUUGGGAACUGUUUAGAAACCCCCACAUGGGGAAAGUGACUUUCGUCCUAUCAGCAGUCUGGUUUGUCAGCAGUUUGGCGUACUACGGGUUGAGCUUGAACGUGGGCAGUUUCGGUUUCGAUAUCUACCUGACGCAGGCUAUCUUUGGGGCUGUUGAAAUUCCAGGUCGUCUCUCCUGCAUCUUCCUGGUGCAGUGGCUAGGGAGAAAGAAAUGCCAAUCUUCCGCCUUGCUCCUGGGGGGAGCUUGUUGCCUUCUCAUCGCAGUCAUCCCAAAAGAUCUGCCUAUACUAGUAACGCUGUUUGCCACCACCGGGAAGUUUAUCAUGUCUGCUUCCUUAUCUAUAUCAUAUGUGUAUUCUGCAGAGCUGUUCCCAACUAUUGUCCGGCAGACUGGAGUGGGGUGGUGCCAGAUGGCAGCCAGAUUGGCAGGCAUCACCUCGCCUCUGAUUGGUCUCUUGGACAAGUACCACCCCUCUAUCCCCGUGGUGAUGUUUGGCAGUGCAGCCGUGGCUGGUGGACUCCUUGCUUGCUUGCUUCCGGAGACGUGCGGCAAGGAACUCCCAGAUUGCAUGGAUGACAUUGCACACUAUCAGAGGCCCAGCAAAAGAAUCAACGGUAGUUUGGGAAAUGCGUGUUUAAAACCGAAUGAAGAGAUUACUGAACGGAUAGUAAUAACUCGCCUUUAACCCACCGUGUGGAUUGCUCCAAGCUGCCAAGAAUAAUGUGUGAAUUUCCUCCCCUCCCACUCUGAGCCCAGCAGAUAAAAAUAAUUGGUUUAAAUAUUUUGUUUUAAAAAAUGGUUUUUAAAUGAAAAUUAAAAUAAAAAAUCAAUUCUAUUACGUGCCCCUUAAAAUAACUUGGUUUGAAAGUUCUGAAUGUAAUAUGAGCAGAUUAAAAGCAUACACUCAUGUUUAAAAGAACAUCGAUAAUCUUAGGAUGGAUCUGGUUGUGCUUCUUACAGAAUAGCUGCAGUGCAAAUUUAGGGUGCAGUUCUAUGCUCACACAUAUAUGGGAGUAAAUCCCUUUGGACUCAACGUAGGACUUCUAGAAAACAUCAGAAUCAGCAUUGUAUCAAGCCAGACCUGGAGAUGCUGGGGAUUGAAGCUGACACCUUCUGCACACACAGAAUCAUAGAAUUGUAGAGUGGGAAAGGUCCCACGGGUCAUCUAGUCCAACCCCCUGCAAAGCUGCAAUCUCAGCUACAGCAUUCAUGACAGAGGGCUAUCUAACCUCUCCUUAAAAACCAUUGCACUCUCUCUUUUUCUUUUUUUACAGCUGGUGGAUUAUUAGCUUUAAAUUGUUUUAUUGUUUCAAAAUGCUGUACUUGUAGUGUCCGAUGUUCUCUCCAGCAUGAGAAUUUGCUGGGAUGGAAUGUUUUAGGGUUGUAAAUACUCUUGUGAAAUGAAUAUGUGAAAUAGUUGAGCGUUUCUCUUAUCAGGAGACCUCUGUAGCUUUGCAAGUCUGUGGGAAGUGAUCUGCUGGUCUCAGCUUUAUUCUUGUACUUGAAAGUUCUAGUGUACCUGAGGAAAACAGAGGUUUGCACGCACCUGUUUGUUUUGAACAGUUUCCAUAGCUAAAUGUCUGAAAAAGCUUUAGCUAUAAUGGGGGAAGACAGGCAACUUUUUGAAACCUAAGAAACAUAGGCCAUAACUUUUAACUGUUACGUAUUCAAGACACACCAAUAUAACAUGUCUGUCCUGAGAAGUAUUCAGGUACACUCCAGGCAAAAAAAGUUCCUCUAUAACCAAACUUUUGGCUGAUUAAACCAUCGAUGGCCUUCUAAUGGUGUUUGUAGAAGGAGGAGAUUUGUUUGCUGUUGUUGUUAUGUUAUGUAUUUUGUGUUUCUAUUUUGUAUUUUUAUGCUGUAAACCAGCCUAUGAUGUUUGUAUGAAAGGCAGUAUCUGAAUGAAUCAAAUAAUUAAAUGGAUAAUAGUUUGA